CUCAUGGCCUACUUCGGAUACAAGCUUGGCAGAAGGACGCGUUGACAUAUUUUUUUUUAUAAUUGAUGCUCGUCGGAGCCGGCGACGGAGAUUGGCGGAGGAAUUUUCACCGGCGCUAUUCGAAAUUCAACUCUCUGAAUACAAUCAAAUUUCCUUUUUCCUCUCUAGGAUUUCAGUCCGAGAGAUGCCAAUUCCUUGAAUUGUAAAACUGUAAAAAAUCAUCUUAUCAGUUUGGUGUCGGUGGCGGUGUAAUAGCGGCAAACAAGAAAAAGGACUCGAAUUGAGCUGAUAUAAUAUAUAUGGCUUACAGGAGAAAGCAGCAGGUGCCUAAGGUUUCUACAUUUACGAGCGAUUUUGAGAGUCCGGCACCACCACCACUUCCGGAUGAGAGUUCAUCUUCGUCGUCUGCUUCUUCAUUGGCUGCUAAAGCCAUAAGAGCAUCAUCAGCUUACAAAGACUCUUCUCUUUCCUCCGCUUAUGGUCAGUCAGCUCUUUCGUCUCCUCGCGGCGACUCGAAUCCGUUACGAUCUUCUGCUCCGGUUUCAACACCACCGUCAUCAGCAUACAAAGACUCAUCUCCUCUCUCCUCCGCGUAUAGUCAAUCAGCUCGUUCAUCUCCUCGCGACUCAAAUCCGUUACGAUCCUCUGUUCCGGUUUCGACAGCUAAGGAUUCGUCCAACUAUGAGUAUACGUCAAUGAAAAACUUGGGUGAAUCAAAACAAGGGAUUUGGGGAGUAUUGGCUAGGAAAGCUAAAUCGAUCAUUGAUGAUAAUAAUACAGAUCAACCGCAUGUAAGCGAAGUAAGAACAAGGAUGCAGCAUAUGCCUGAUAGUGCGACCAUUGGUGAGCAAUAUGACAGAAAACAAUUGCCUGGAAGCCGUAAAAAAGUUGAGGGCCAUAAAUUUCAGAAGGGACUAGAUGCUCUUACAUCUUCCCUUAAUUAUAUUGGUGGGACCAUCGGGAAUGCUUUUGAGGAGGGUCUUGCAGUUGUGGAGAAUCGUACUGCAGAUAUCAUUCAGGAAACCCGAAAGCUGCAAAUAAGGAAAAAAGAUGGCAGCUCUGUUCCGCAGAAUAAUGCAUCAAAUAUUAGUGGUACACGUCAGCAACCUCUGACACGGACCCACAUGCAUCCCCAGACGCAGACAGAUUUAGAAACUCAACUCAAGGCAUCUCGCGACGUUGCAAUGGCAAUGGCUGCAAAAGCAAAGCUUCUUCUUCGGGAGCUGAAGACUGUGAAAGCUGACCUAGCUUUUGCUAAAGAACGUUGUGCGCAGCUGGAAGAAGAAAAUAGGAUUCUUCGAGUGAGUCGUGAAAAGGGCGACAAUCCUGAAGAUGAUGAUUUGAUAAGGCUCCAGCUCGAGACUCUUUUGGCAGAGAAGGCUAGGUUGGCUCAAGAGAACUCAGUCCUAACACGGGAGAACCGUUUCUUGAGGGAGAUUGUUGAAUACCACCAGCUCACCAUGCAGGAUGUCGUCUACCUCGAUGAAAAUAGUGAAGAGGUGACUGAAGUGUACCCCAUAAAGGUUGUGAGUCCACAAGUGACCAAGGAUAUAUCAUCUCAUCCUGUGUCAUCCUCGGAGCCCAUGGAGGUUUCGUGUGAUGUCACCUCUUUGAGCUCUUUUAUCCAAAUUCCUGCUGAAGAUGAUUCAGGAAGACAUUGAUUUUCCGUUCUUGGAAUGUAUUGCGUGUGCGUCUGAUCUCCAAAACGAAGUGUGAAUGGGUGUUACAGUGUGAUUUAUGUUGGUUGAACCUGGCCAUCCUGAAACUGAAAUAUGUAUAACUAUUAACCUUUUGGUAUCAUUUAUCUUUUCUUUUCUUUUUUAGACUAUUUUUGGGGUUGGAAAAGAAGAAUGCACUGGGGAUGGGGGGAAAGGUGAAAGGUGGCUUGUUAAGUUAUGCCGUAAGUUUGCUGGUUCUCUCUGCAACAAGAUGGAGGUCGUUUUGCAAAUGUAUAUUAACAUGGAGAAUUAAUAUAAUGCUUCUGUAAUUGACUUUAGUCUGUUCCACUCUU
This is a messenger RNA of Nicotiana tabacum (common tobacco), 2011 nucleotides long. RefSeq lists its product as uncharacterized. Lineage: Eukaryota; Viridiplantae; Streptophyta; Magnoliopsida; Solanales; Solanaceae. The record is from RefSeq and is a predicted model, not a curated record.